Molecule: messenger RNA, 1227 nt
Organism: Dendrobium catenatum
Lineage: Eukaryota; Viridiplantae; Streptophyta; Magnoliopsida; Asparagales; Orchidaceae
Product: cytidine deaminase 1
Exons: 1
Coding region: 113-1054 (313 amino acids)
Cellular component (GO): cytosol
Molecular function (GO): zinc ion binding; cytidine deaminase activity
Source: RefSeq, a predicted model, not a curated record
CAAAACGAUACUUCUCCACCUCCUAGUAAGCUGGGUGAUCUCCGAAAGGUUAUUAAAAAAUAAAGCCCACAAAAAAAACAAAAAAAUUUGUUCCCCUCACAACACCAAGAAAAUGGCACAAAAUACGUCAACACCGACGGCGGAGAUUCGUCCAUCGCGCUUCGUGAUUGAUCCGGAAGAGGCGGAGACGAUGCGUCAGGAGAUGGGCAUCGCCGCCCUCCGCGACCUCCUUCCGGCGCUUCUUCCAGAAGCCCAAAAACUCGCCCGUCCCGCGAUAUCCCGAUUCCAUGUAGGCGCCGCCGCCCUCGGAACCUCCGGCCGGAUCUAUCUCGGCGCCAACAUCGAGUUCCCAGGCGUCCCUCUUCACCACUCCAUCCACGCCGAACAAUUCCUCAUCACCAACGCCGCCUUACACGCCGAACCCUCGAUCCGCUUCAUCGCCGUCUCCGAGUUCCCUUGCGGCCACUGCCGGCAGUUCUUGCAGGAGAUCCGAAACGCAUCUCAGAUACAGAUCCUCAUAACUGGCGGUUCAGGCGGCGGCUCCGGCGACUUUCGACCGGUUUCCUAUUUCCUACCAAACCCUUUCAGCCCUUCCGAUCUGCUGCAUCGAGACACUCCCCUGCUCCUUGAGCCCCAUUUCAACGAUCUAAUCGAGGAGGUAGAGGAAGUUCGAGUGAUCAAUAGCGGAUUGGAGGAGCGGCUGAAGAUGGCGGCCUUGAAGGUUGCAAGGGCGUCGCAUGCGCCGUACAGCGGAAGCGCGUCCGGAUUCGCGCUGGCGGAUGACCAGGGUAGGGUGUAUGCGGGAUCGUACACGGAAUCGGCGGCGUAUAAUCCUAGCCUGGGGCCGGUUCAGGCGGCAAUUGUCGCUUACCUGGCAGCCGGAGGCGGCGGUGGCGGCGGAGGAGUGGGAGAGGGCAUAGUGGCAGGGGUACUGGCGGAGAGACAAGGGGCGGCGGUGUCGCAGGAGGAGACGGCGAGGAUUUUAUUUUCGGCGGUGGCGCCCAAAGCCCGGUUCAGUGUUUACCGGCUCAGGGUCCCGGCCGGAUCGGCUUAGAUUCGGUGCUCGGGGGGAAUUUGGUGAUCGAGUUGGUGAGAAAGAAUGUACGGUGAGAUUUAACUAUUAUAAAUUUACAAUGUUUGAGAAGUUAUAAUAAAUAAGUGCAGAGUUCUAAGUAAUGAAGUUAUUGUGAUGAUAAUCUUUUCAUAUGAAAAAAAUUCUGAAAAUUA